Molecule: messenger RNA, 2834 nt
Organism: Tripterygium wilfordii
Lineage: Eukaryota; Viridiplantae; Streptophyta; Magnoliopsida; Celastrales; Celastraceae
Product: protein YLS7
Cellular component (GO): Golgi apparatus
Molecular function (GO): O-acetyltransferase activity
Source: RefSeq, a predicted model, not a curated record
AGAAUUUAUCUUUUGGAAGAAAUUAACUUUCCUUUGAACAUAGAUCUGAAAAAUACACCAAGAAUCAUCACCAAAUGUAAAACUCGUAUUCUAUUCUGCAAAUCAAGCGACUCAUAUCUACUUAACUUGUUCAUUUAAUGCGCGUCAUUCGGUCUCUUAAUUUAAUCUCUUUCGCAAACUCGGAAACCAAGAGUCCUCCAUGAUUUGCACCAACACCGGCACAGCGAGUACUAUCUUCAAAACCACGCAAAAUUGUAAUCGACUUCCAAUUUUCAGCCGCUAGCAUCGCGGAAUUAGAUGUUCAGGAUAUGUGGUAAUUUUGUGAGAAAGGGUACUGAGAUUCGGAAGGGGCAUCAUUCAAUGCGUGGAUGCUGUUUCCACGAUUAGCAUAAGUUUUCCUGCAAGUCGUCAUUUUUGGAAGGGAUCCUGAGGAAAAUAUGUGAAGAUUGUAGCCGCAAUAAAUCGAAGUUGUUUUCUGGCAGUGUAAAUUUAGAAGAAAAUUAAUUACACUUUAGGAUACUUUCCCUUUCUGCAUCUGUUAUUGAAUGCAAUCCUUGCUUUAUUAGGAAAGAUCUGGGGUUGUAUCCAGAAGUAGAUUCAGAUAAGAUAAAGCUCACUAGACGAGAUCUUUUUGUUGUUAUUAUUAGCUUAGAAACUACAUUCCUCUCCUUUCCAUAUAAAACUCUCCUUAAUUUGGAAAGUCAUGAGUUUGGGUUCCCCUAAAGGCUUUCCUACAAUGGCUGCAUUCCCGCGAUCCCUUGUGUCAAUUGCAAUAUCAGUGGGUGGCCUGGCAUUGUUCCUGAUUAUUGCUUCUUGUCUUCUAGUUCAAUCUCCUCUUGGAACCACGGUUCAAAGUUACUUUUACGGGGUUGAUAGUUCAAAAAAACUUGAAAUUUCUGUCUCCUCAAGCAAUCAAACUAACUAUGACUCUCCUCUUAGCAAUGUAGAUGUAAUUGAUAAGAAUUCAUCUUCUGGGCCUAAUUUUGAAGUGCCCGUAAGUUUAAACGGAUCUUCUGCUGUUAAGAAUAGGGAUAUGAUUGAUACGAAUUCUCUGACAACUAAGUCUGAUUCACAACCGCCCAUGAGUGAUUCACUGGUGGAUCAACCGGUUCCACAAGUGCCUUCUGUUGUAAGGCAAGAAGAGGAGGUCAAGACUGGUUCAAUCGCUUCCCACGGAAUAGGGGAUAUUGAUUCCUCAAAUAAUUCUGGUAAUGGAGAUUCAAGGAUGGAUGAUAACAAUAGAGAUACGUCUUCAGACUCUACAUUGGAGGCGGAGUCUUCCAUACCUCCUUUGGCAAGCAAUACAUCCAAGACUGAUUCUGGCUGUCAUCUGUACCAUGGAAGUUGGUUUUAUGAUUCUUUGGGACCAACAUACACGAACAACACAUGUCCCGUCAUCACACAGAUGCAGAACUGUCAGGGGAAUGGGAGACCUGACAAGGAAUAUGAGAAUUGGAGAUGGAAGCCAUUUCAGUGUGACCUUCCACGGUUUGAUGCCAAGAAAUUUCUAGAAUUGAUGAGAGGAAAGACUUUAGCUUUCAUUGGUGAUUCAGUUGCUCGAAAUCAGAUGGAGUCUAUGUUGUGCCUUCUCUGGCAGGUAGAAGUUCCAAAAAACCGGGGGAACCGGAAAAUGCAACGAUGGUUCUUUCGGUCAACGUCUGUGAUGAUUGUCCGGAUAUGGUCCUCCUGGCUUGUUCGCCAAACAUCUGGACCACUGGACUUUGCUCCAGAGGGCGUUGUGAAGCUUCACCUUGAUGCUCCUGAUGAUGACUUAAUGAAAUACAUCCCAGAUUUUGAUGUGAUUGUUUUUUCUUCUGGUCACUGGUUUGCAAAGGCGUCAGUCUAUGUCAUUAACAAUGAGAUUGUGGGAGGACAGUUGUGGUGGCCAGACAAAUCUCGGUCAAUGAAGGUUAACAAUAUUGAAGCAUUCGGGAUAUCUGUUGAGACAAUUCUCACUGCUCUUGUUACACAUCCAAAUUACACAGGGUUGGCGAUUGUUCGUUCUUUCUCCCCUGAUCACUAUGAGGGUGGGGCAUGGAAUACUGGGGGAUCAUGCACUGGAAAGGUUAGGCCUCUUAGUGUUGAUGAAUUAGUGGAAAAUGGUUUUACUGAAAUAAUGCACAAGGAACAGGUGACUGGUUUCGAGCGUGCGAUAAGGAAAAUGACGAAUAGGUCAAAGUUGAAGUUGAUGGAUAUCACCGAAGCCUUUGCGUACCGCCAUGAUGGGCAUCCAGGUCCAUACCGAAGCCCUGAUCCUAAUAAAAUCACAAAACGUGGCCCAGAUGGAAAGCCCCCACCACAGGAUUGCUUACAUUGGUGCAUGCCAGGGCCAGUUGAUACCUGGAAUGAGCUUGUGCUUGAAAUUAUAAGAAGAGAAUUUUUGGGUAAGCAAAGCUCUUCUGCAUGACAUUGUUGUGUUUACAUUGUGAAGCAGCCUUGCAUAGUUUUGCUUAUUUGCUUGAAAAACCAACCUAGAAUUAGUUAUGCUUGAGAGGAGUUUAGAGGAAUCGUUUAGCCAUAGCAAUUGAUUCUCCUUUCCUUUUCUUUUCUUCUUUUAUAUUUUUUUUUUAAAAUUGUUGAAUAGGAAUUUUCUUUUUGUAGAAAAUUUUAUGUAGCCUCAGAAGACAUGACUUCUGGCUAGGUGUUUGUCUUGUAUCUGGCUAAGAACUCUUUAUUUAGUGGUCGUAUAGUUCAAAGUAAAGCAGAAGUUGUUCAUCUGUGAGCAUGCCAUGUUCCUUUUUUUAAUGGUUUUCUAUUUUUUAUUUACACAAACAAAGUUCCGCAUGUAAUACAGUUGCAGUUGAGCAGAGCAUGUAAGAUACAACAUUGUUCCA